UUUGACCGCGCAUGCGCCGCAGGAAGUGCUGGUAGCACACUGGUGAAAGUUUGGAUAGCGGAUAUAUGGUUUGUUAAAGACACGCUGUUAUCGGUUAAAAUUUGUGUAGGCGGUGAGUAAAAUGCAGGAACCUGUUGCUGAAUAUUACAACAGUGGAUUUCUAUAGCUGUUUAGAUGACAACGUAGCAGGCAGCUGAUUGACCUGCUUCUCAUCACCAGAGGGAAACCCAGUCACCGAUGCUUUAAUAAAAUGAGACGUGAUGAUAAGAAGGAGGAAUCUGCAGUUUUUCAACGGGUUGUGUUGAAGAACGCCUCCCCGUACCACUACAUGAAGGUCUGCCUUGUGCUGGGGGAUGAGUCUACCAGACUGAGUGCAGUUGAACUGAAGCAUUUCAUCAUCACAGGCCUGAAGAGCCUGCAUGGUGAGGUCGGAGCGGCGUUGCCCUUUGACCUGUUGAAGUAUGAUGAAGACACCCUCACUGCACUUCUGCGUGUUCACAGCAGAGGCUUGGUGAAGCUGUGGAGCUCCCUGACUCUGCUGGGCUCUUACCAGAGCCAGGCCUGUGCCUUCAGAGUGCUACAGGUGUCUCCGUUCCUGCUGGCUCUGACAGGAAACAGUCGAGAGCUGCAGCUGGACGAAGGCAGUGCGUCAUCAUCUUCAGGAUGAGUUUUAUAUGGAGGAGUGUCUUUAACAAACCCCAACUGUGCCUCUCGUCCAUCAUACCAGCUCCUCCCUCCUGCCGGCUGCUGCACAUU
Molecule: messenger RNA, 756 nt
Organism: Monopterus albus (swamp eel)
Lineage: Eukaryota; Metazoa; Chordata; Actinopteri; Synbranchiformes; Synbranchidae
Gene: rpp14
Product: ribonuclease P/MRP 14 subunit
Exons: 6
Coding region: 251-667 (138 amino acids)
Biological process (GO): tRNA 5'-leader removal
Cellular component (GO): multimeric ribonuclease P complex; nucleolus
Molecular function (GO): ribonuclease P RNA binding
Source: RefSeq, a predicted model, not a curated record